This is a messenger RNA of Symphalangus syndactylus (siamang), 5124 nucleotides long. RefSeq names its product DENN domain containing 3 (gene DENND3). The record is from RefSeq and is a predicted model, not a curated record. NCBI's taxonomy places the organism in Eukaryota, Metazoa, Chordata, Mammalia, Primates, Hylobatidae. Gene Ontology annotation, biological process: regulation of Rab protein signal transduction. Gene Ontology annotation, cellular component: cytoplasmic vesicle. Gene Ontology annotation, molecular function: protein binding.
CGGGCAGCCAUGGCGGAGGCCGCGUCGCCGCACUUGUCGCUGCCCUCGGGGCUGCUGGAGCUGUGCGCGCUGCUGGGCGCCUCCCGGGACAGCCUCCGAGACCUCGAGCAGCUUUUCUUAAUUCUGUAACGAUGGCUUUCCCUGGAAUCUAUCUGUGGCUCUGGUUUCCUCCUGGUCCGCCUGUCUGUGACAUCGUGACUGGGUCAUGUUACCUGGAGAUCCCGGCGUCACUGGCCAGCCGUCUGCACAGGUUGCUCAGCAAAAGGGAGUCAAACAUCUUUCUCCUCUUGAUCCAGAGGUCCUGUCCGUUUUCGUGCCUCCUUUUAUCAGUAAAGAGGACGGUCAAACGGCUGGUGCCAACUGCGGCACUCUCGGUAAAACCCGGAGGCGCUCCUUGAGAAAGAAGAGAGAGAAGCCCAGACCAGAGCAGUGGAAGGGCCUCCCGGGGCCCCCCAGAGUGCCAGAGCCUGAGGAUGUCGCCGUCCCGGGUGGCGUGGACCUCCUCGCCCUGCCCCAGCUGUGCUUCCCAGGGGGUGUGUGCGUGGCCACUGAACCCCAGGAGGAUUGCGUCCACUUCCUGGUGCUGACCGACGUCUGCGGGAAUAGGACCUACGGCGUGGUGGCCCAGUACUACCGGCCCCUGCGUGAUGAGUACUGUUUCUACAAUGACAAAACGCACUGGGAGUCGUCCCGUUUUGGCCUCUUCGUGCCCUUCGCGGUGUGCGUGGUCUCCAGGUUCCCCUAUUACAACUCCCUCAAGGACUGCCUCUCCUGUUUAUUGGCUCAUCUAAACCUCUGUAAAUAUUUUGAAGUGGACAAUCGUAUAAAAGAUUUCGCAGCGAAGCUGUCUUUAAUACCCAGCCCGCCACCUGGACCACUCCAUUUGGUAUUUAACAUGAUGCCGCUCCAGAUUGUGUUUCCUGCCCGAGCAGACCCCGAAAGCCCCAUCCUGGACCUGGACCUUCAACUGCCCUUGCUGUGCUUCCGGCCUGAGAAGGUGCUACAGAUCCUGACAUGCAUCCUGACGGAACAGCGGAUCGUCUUCUUCUCCUCGGACUGGGCUCUGCUGACGCUGGUCGCUGAGUGCUUCAUGGCCUACCUGUAUCCGCUGCAGUGGCAGCACCCCUUCGUGCCCAUCCUGUCGGACCAGAUGCUGGAUUUCGUCAUGGCCCCCACGUCCUUCCUCAUGGGCUGCCAUCUUGACCACUUCAAAGAAGUCAGCAAGGAAGCCGACGGUUUAGUUCUGAUAAAUAUUGAUCAUGGGAGCAUCACCUACUCCAAGUCCACGGACGAUAACGUGGACAUUCCUGAUGUCCCCCUCCUGGCGGCCCAGACGUUUAUUCAGAGGGUGCAGAGCCUCCAGCUCCACCACGAGCUGCACGCCGCCCACCUCCUCUCCAGCACAGACCUGAAGGAGGGCCGAGCCCACCGGCGGUCCUGGCAGCAGAAACUCAACUGCCAGAUACAGCAGACCACCCUGCAGCUGCUUGUGAGCAUCUUCAGGGAUGUAAAGAAUCAUUUAAAUUAUGAACACAGAGUCUUUAAUAGUGAAGAAUUUCUCAAAACCAGGGCUCCAGGGGACCAUCGGUUUUAUAAGCAGGUCUUAGACACCUACAUGUUCCAUUCUUUUCUCAAAGCCCGGCUCAACAGGAGGGUGGACGCCUUUGCUCAGAUGGACCUCGACACCCAGUCAGAGGAGGACAGAAUAAAUGGAAUGCUUCUAAGUCCAAGGAGACCGACCGUUGAGAAGAUAGCCUCUCGGAAGUCCUCGCACCUGCCCGUCACCCACAGGCGCAUGGUGGUCAGCAUGCCCAACCUGCAGGACAUUGCCAUGCCUGAGCUGGCACCCAGGAACUCCUCGCUCCGGCUGACGGACACCGCAGGCUGUAGGGGCAGCAGCGCAGUUCUGAAUGUCACGCCGAAGUCCCCAUAUACAUUCAAGAUUCCCGAAAUCCACUUUCCGCUGGAGAGCAACUGCGUGCAGGCAUACUAUGCCGACUUUGUCUCCAUGCUGAGCAACGCCAUGAAAUUGCUGGCCCCUGAUAACUCUCUGCUCCGGGCCCGUUAUUUGUACCUCCGAGGGCUUGUUUAUCUGAUGCAAGGACAGCUGCUGAGCGCCCUCUUGGACUUCCAGAAUCUGUAUAAAACAGACAUACGGAUCUUUCCCGCUGAUUUGGUGAAGAGGACGGUGGAAUCCAUGUCUGGCCCCGAGCGGGCGCAGGCGGAGCAGGCGCCGGAGCUGAUGAGGCUCAUCAGCAAGAUCCUGGACAAGCCGCAUGAGGCCUCGAAGCUGGACGACCACGUGAAGAACUUCGAGCUGCCCAAGAAGCACAUGCAGCUGGGCGACUUCAUGAAGCGGGUCCUGGAGUCAGGGAUCGUGAAGGACGCCAGCACCAUACACCGGCUGUUCGAGGCCUUGACUGUAGGACAGGAGAAACAAAUCGACCCAGAAACAUUCAAAGAUUUCUACAACUGCUGGAAGGAGACGGAAGCAGAAGCCCAGGAGGUCAGUCAGCCGUGGCUGGUGAUGGAACACCUGCAUAAAAACGAGUGUGUGUAUAAGUUGUCCAGCUCCGUCAAGACGAACCUAGGCGUUGGCAAGAUCGCCAUGACCCAGAAGCGCCUGUUCCUCCUAACCGAAGGAAGGCCAGGCUACGUGGAGAUUUCCACCUUCAGAAAUAUCGAGGAGGUCAAGAGCACCACUACUGCGUUUCUACUUCGGAGAAUACCCACUUUAAAAAUCAGAGUGGCAUCCAAGAAAGAAGUCUUCGAAGCCAACCUGAAAACCGAGUGUGACUUCUGGCACCUGAUGGUGAAGGAGAUGUGGGCUGGGAAGAAGCUGGCCGAUGACCACAAGGACCCUCACUACGUCCAGCAGGCGCUGACCAACGUCUUGCUGAUGGACGCCGUCGUGGGCACACUGCAGUCACCAGGCGCCAUCUAUGCUGCCUCCAAGUUAUCCUACUUUGAUAAGAUGAGGAAGGAAAUGCCCAUGACGCUUCCGAAGACAACCCUGGAAACACUGAAGCAUAAAAUCAACCCCUCAGCGGGGGAGGCAUUCCCACAAGCGGUGGACGUGCUGCUCUACACUCCGGGGCAUCUUGACCCAGCCGAAAAAGUUGAAGAUGCUCACCCCAAGUUAUGGUGUGCUCUGAGUGAAGGCAAGGUGACCGUGUUCGAUGCUUCUUCAUGGACCAUCCACCAGCACUCCUUUAAAGUGGGCACUGCGAAAGUGAACUGCAUGGUGAUGGCCGACCAGAACCAGGUGUGGGUUGGCUCGGAAGACUCCGUCAUCUACAUCAUCAACGUCCACAGCAUGUCCUGCAACAAGCAGCUCACAGACCACUGCUCCAGUGUCACGGAUUUGAUGGUGCAGGACAGACAGAAGGCACCCAGCGAGGUGUACUCGUGCAGCAUGGACGGCACGGUGCUGGCGUGGAAUGUGAGCACGCUGCAGGUGACCAGCCGCUUCCAGCUGCCGAGCAGCGGUCUCACGUCCAUCAGACUGCACGGCGGCCGCCUGUGGUGCUGCACAGGUAACAGCAUCAUGGUCAUGACAACGAAUGGAUUCCUCCGUCAAGAAUUGAAGAUUGAGGAGAACUUCAAAGACACCAGUACCUCCUUCCUGGCUUUCCAGCUCCUUCCCGAGGAGGAGCAGCUGUGGGCAGCCUGUGCAGGAUGCAGCGAGGUUUACAUCUGGAGCCUGAAGGACCUGGCCCAGCCCCCGCAGAGGGUGCCCCUCGAGGACUGCUCUGAGAUCAACUGCAUGAUCCGGGUGAAGAAGCAGGUAGGGUGGAGGGCCCGCCAUCCCCAGCAUCCCCGCCAGGUCUCGCUUGCCCUGGCCUCAGCCCCAUGCUCCCGAGAGCCAGCCGCACGCCCUCGUGCCCUCCUGCCUUCGCCUCUCAGGGCUACCCUCCUAACAGGCAGGUGCAGGUUUGGCGCCAACGGGCCCACAGGUCACCAUGUGCUGGUUUCAUGGUGUGGUCCAAGCACUCCACAGUGCAUUCCCCCAAACUGGGUGGCUUCAAAUGACAGAACUUAAUUUUCUCACAAUUCUCGAGGCAGGAGGUCCAAAACCAAGGUGUCAGCAGAGCUGCCUCCCUCGGGGGCUCGGGGGGAGCGUGCACUCCAGGCCCUUUUCUCCACCACCCGUUCAUGUGGCCGCCGUCCUUGGCGUGCCCUGGCUGUGGACGUGGCACUCGAAUCUGUGCCUGCACCACAUGGCAUUCUCUCUCCCUGUGUGUGUCUCUUAUGGGGAUGCUGGUCGUACUGGAUUAACCAGUGUGAGCACAUCUGAUCUGUCUACAGACUCUAUUUCCAAAGAAGCUCACAUUCUGAGGUUCAGGGAGGAUAUGGAUUUGGGGGGACACUGUUCAACCCAUUACAGUCUGCCCUCUGGCCCCCUAAAUCCACGUCUGUCCCACAUGCAAAAUACACCCCCUCCAUCACUACAUCCCCCGAAGUCCUAGCCCAUUCCAGCAUCAGUUCUGAGCCCCAAGUCUCCAAGUGAAGCUGGUGCCCUCGGAUGUGGUUGAACUGUGCGCGGGUCCCACCUGGGGCAGAACCAACCCCUCUUGCACUGUGAACCUGCGCAGCUAGAAACAGUCUGUCUCUUCCCAAAAUACAAGGCUGGGCCAGGCAGAGGUUAGACAGUCUCAUCCGAAAAGGGAGAAAUUGGAAGGAAAGCUGGACUUCCAGGCCCCGAGCAAGUCUGAGACACGGCGGGGGUGGGGCAGAAUUCGUUUAGUGUUUUCCCCCAUAACUGAAUUGGGAUAUAAUUGACAAAUAAAAAUUAUAUAUAAGGUAUACAAGGUGAUAUUUCAAUAUACAUUGUGAAAUAAUCACAAGCUAAUUACCGUAUCUGUCACCUCACACAGGUGGCUGUUUGGUGAGAACACUUACGACGCACCCCCAGCACCUUUCCAGCACGCAAUGCAGUCUUCUUCCCUAGAGGCCCCUUGGCCAUUAGGUUCUAAGCCUGAGAAGGGUCCUCUGCACCUGCCAGGUGGCCCUGACCCUCAGGGGGCAGAGGCCCUGUCCAGGAAGGACAGAGAUUUGGAGGCACACGCGUCAAUUCUGGGUAGCCAGGCAAAGCCCUGGCACUCCUGGGAGGGACUUCUUUCC